This is a messenger RNA of Sceloporus undulatus (fence lizard), 1374 nucleotides long. RefSeq names its product D(1) dopamine receptor-like. The transcript has a single exon. Gene Ontology annotation, biological process: adenylate cyclase-activating adrenergic receptor signaling pathway. Gene Ontology annotation, cellular component: membrane. Lineage: Eukaryota; Metazoa; Chordata; Lepidosauria; Squamata; Phrynosomatidae. Bases 1 to 1374 code for a protein of 457 amino acids. The record is from RefSeq and is a predicted model, not a curated record. Gene Ontology annotation, molecular function: G protein-coupled receptor activity.
AUGGAUAGACUUUACUUCCAAGGAGAAGAAAGAGAAGGUGGCACGUCGGUCAUGGCUAAUGAUAGCCUCAAUGCGGAAGGCCAAGCAAAGGUGGACAACUCGGAGCUGUCCCUAAGGGUAGCGAUGGCCUCUUUGUUGCUCCUCCUCAUCCUCUCCACCUUGUUGGGUAACACGCUGGUGUGCAUGGCAGUGGUCAAAUUCAGGCACCUGCGCUCAAAAGUCACCAACUUCUUUGUCAUCUCCUUGGCUGUUUCUGACCUCUUUGUGGCUGUGCUUGUGAUGCCCUGGAAGGCGGUGGCCGAAGUGGUUGGUUUCUGGCCCUUUGGGGCCUUCUGUGACAUCUGGGUGGCCUUUGACAUCAUGUGCUCCACAGCAUCAAUCCUCAACCUUUGCAUUAUCAGCAUGGACCGCUACUGGGCCAUCUCCAGCCCCUUCCGCUAUGAGCGAAAGAUGACCCAGCGGGUGGCUUUCAUCAUGAUUGGGGUGGCCUGGAUGCUCUCUGUCUUGAUCUCAUUCAUACCUGUCCAGCUGAGGUGGCACAAAGCCAGUGAGCUUCUUCUUGACCAUGAGAUGGAUUCUAACAUCACCUGGAUCCCAGGAGAAAACUGUGACUCCAGCCUCAACAGGACCUAUGCUAUCUCCUCCUCCCUCAUCAGCUUCUAUAUUCCUGUUGCUAUCAUGAUAGUGACAUAUACCAGGAUCUUCCUCAUUGCUCAGCGACAGAUACGGAGGAUCUCUUCUCUAGAGAGGGCUGUGGAGCAUGCCCAGAGCUGCCAAAGUAAUGAAUGUCCCCAUGAAAUCUCCUUGAAGAACUCCUUCAAAAAGGAAACCAAGGUCCUCAAGACCCUCUCUGUCAUCAUGGGAGUCUUUGUCUUCUGCUGGCUUCCUUUCUUUGUGCUGAACUGCAUGGUCCCCUUCUGUGACCACCAUUUGCAGAAGCUUGGGAAACUGCCCUGUGUCAAUGACACCAUCUUCAACGUCUUUGUCUGGUUUGGCUGGGCCAACUCCUCCCUCAACCCUAUCAUCUAUGCCUUCAAUGCUGAUUUCCGAAGAGCCUUUGCCACCAUCUUGGGCUGUGGCCGCUUCUGCCCCAGCAAUGCUGUGGAGGCCGUCAACUUCAGCAAUGAGCUGGUUUCGUACCAUCAUGACACUACUUGCCAGAAAGACCUAGUGGCUUUGAGCUACUCCCACCUUCUCCCCCACACCACCGGCCUCCAAGGCGAGGACAACGACAACGGCCUUGUGUUCGACAAAGUCUCCCAAACCUCUUGUGAUAACAACGCAGCCGUCUUGUCUGCCAUGGUGCACAUGGAAUAUGAGACUGAUAUAUCGCUCGAGAAGACCAGUCCCUUUUCUUCUAAUAUAGUGGACUGA